AUGGUCGACCUCUAUCAUCCUGGAACCUUGCGCAACGAAUCAGACCUGGCCGGCACCUUGGAUGCAGCUCACGAAGACCACUUCAGUUCACAUCUUGAGCCAGUAAUCUCUAAAUUGGCUAGCAUACAUGCACCUCCUGAAUUCGAAGUUUACUGGGACUCUGAAGAUCCCGAGAAUCCUCGCCUAUGGCCACUUUGGUACAAGGGCCUCACUGUCGCUGCAAUGAGUCUUGGCGCGACAGUUGUCAGUCUCUCCAGCACACUAUACACAUCAGGGAUUCCAGGGCUACAAGAGGAUUUCCACGUUUCGAAGAUUGUGGCCCUCCUUGGUGUCACGACUUAUCUUUUUGGAAUGGGAAUAGGCAGCAUCAUUUUUGCUCCACUCAGCGAGCUUGUGGGACGGCGGCCAGUCUAUAUUGUCUCAAUGACAGUAUUUCUGUUGCUAUUGCUGCCGAGUGCUUUAGCUCAAAACAUUGAAUCCAUCCUUGUGAGCAGAUUCUUCGGAGGAUUCUUCGGAAGUGCAUUGAUGUCGAACUCGCCCGCAUCGGUUAAUGACAUCGUCUCGGAUAAGCACCGGGCUUUAGCAUUCGGCCUCUGGUCUAUUGGGCCCACCAACGGCCCUGUAUAUGGGCCUAUCAUUGGAGGCUUUGUUUUCCAAUAUCUUGGCUGGAGGUGGACAAACUGGAUUGUUCUCAUCAUUGGGGGUGUGGUAUUGGUCCUGAUAGCUUCUGUCAAGGAAACAUACGCCCCUGUGAUCUUGAAAAGACGCGCUGCGAGAAAACGAAAAGAGACACAGAACUCAAAGUGGUGGACACGCUAUGAUGAUGGUGUCGGUUUUGCAUCUUCACUGAGGAUCAAUCUCAAGAGACCCUUUGUGAUGCUCCUAAAAGAGCCGAUAUGUAUGUUUUGGGACGGCUAUGUUGCGAUUGUUUAUGGCGUCCUUUACCUAUGCUUCGUCGCAUAUCCAAUCGCUUUCCAGCAAGAACGCGGAUGGUCGCCAGGCAUUGGUGGACUUUCGUUCGUCGGUAUAGGUGUUGGUGUCUUAAUUGCCAUUGCAUGCGAACCUCUGUUUCGUCGGGUGAUUAAUCUUCACCGCAAGGACCCAGAAACCGGUAUGGUACAACCAGAGGCUAUGGUCAGCAUCGUCUUUUUUGGUGCUACUCUUUUAGCCAUUGGCCAGUUGUGGUUCUCCUGGACGUGUACUCCAAACGUUCACUGGAUCGUCCCCAUCCUAUCUGGUGUUCCCUUUGGAGUGGGUAACGCAUGCGUCUUCAUUUAUGCCUCAAAUUACAUUGCUCGGUCUUAUGGCAUUUACGCCGCUUCUGCACUUGCAGGAAAUAUGUUCACUCGGAGUGUCAUGGGAGCAUUCCUUCCGCUUGCAGGUCCAUCAAUGUAUAAGGCUCUGGGCUUGAAUUGGGCAAGUACAAUUCUAGGAAUUGUGGAGGCAUUAUGUAUUUCGAUACCUGUUGUCUUCUACUUUUACGGACAUAGAAUUCGGAAGGCGAGUCCCUUUAUCAAAGAGGUCGAAAAAUUGCAGGCAGCUUGA
Penicillium argentinense is the source of this 1545-nucleotide messenger RNA. Its product is annotated as MFS transporter. Gene Ontology annotation, molecular function: transmembrane transporter activity. The transcript has 2 exons. NCBI's taxonomy places the organism in Eukaryota, Fungi, Ascomycota, Eurotiomycetes, Eurotiales, Aspergillaceae. Gene Ontology annotation, biological process: transmembrane transport. The record is from RefSeq and is a predicted model, not a curated record. Bases 1 to 1545 code for a protein of 514 amino acids.